Messenger RNA from Rhizophagus irregularis DAOM 181602=DAOM 197198, 297 nucleotides. The record is from RefSeq and is a predicted model, not a curated record. Lineage: Eukaryota; Fungi; Glomeromycota; Glomeromycetes; Glomerales; Glomeraceae.
AUGGCCUUUUUUUACAAUCCUCCAGGAGACUCUCAAAUAUAUCACAUUACUUGUGAAUUAUCAAACGAGACUGUUGACCCUUUAUCUGACCAUACAUUUUAUUAUAAUAUUGAUGACAAUAAUUUUUAUCAACUAACUUUUGAAGAACCACAACAAGAAUAUUUGACUUUUUCAAAAUUUCAAAGAGAUAAUUUGGAAUCUCAUUUGAAGGGAUUUUUCCUUAAUCGCUUGACGCAAAAACAAAUUAAUAAGAGUUCAAAUAGCAACGAUACCAUUAUUUCACAACCUAAAUUAUAA